This is a messenger RNA of Plasmopara halstedii, 729 nucleotides long. RefSeq lists its product as uncharacterized. The record is from RefSeq and is a predicted model, not a curated record. Bases 1 to 729 code for a protein of 242 amino acids. NCBI's taxonomy places the organism in Eukaryota, Oomycota, Peronosporomycetes, Peronosporales, Peronosporaceae. The transcript has a single exon.
AUGAGCGACGACAUCUUGGACAACAUGUCUCUAUCAGAUGACGAGAUGCUGGACAACUUGGCGGAUGAUAUGCUUAUGGAAAUGGAAGAGGAGAAUGCAUCUCAGUCAGCAAUAUUGUCCCAGUCUACAAUCCCACCUUCUUGGACUCCUAGCGCUGUUGCGCAUACAGUAGCACCCCCGGCUGUUAUGCCCGAUCUGAGUCAAAUGAUGUCUCAGAUGAUGCCGAUGAUGUCACAAAUGUUCGGUAGUAAUAACGGUACUCCACCGAUAUUUGGAAAUGGCUCGAAGUCUUUGCAGCAAGCACCAGUCUCGUGGAAGGAACUCGUGAUGCUCCAUGUGCCUAGCAAAGAACAGGAAGACUGGCUGACAACUAUCGAGAAAGACGCAACAAAGUUACGUCUUGCCAGUAUGACCCCAAUUUUGAACAAGCCACACAGUCGCUCCUAUCGCACGAACCCUGUAGUGCUUCCAGGCGCGUACAUGAAAGUAAAUACAAUGCUCGCCACUAUGUUGGACGAAGCUGUGCGUUCUGCUCACUUGGAACAGAAUUGCCAAUGGCAAGCUAUGCGACAGAAUUUAAUUUCACAACUUAUGCAGACUGGAAUAUCUAAGGUUUUUGAAAAGAAAUUUAAGAUGAUGCUGCGCCAGCGGGUUGCUGAUGACCCAAAUUUCCUAGACGAGAAGAACAGGGACCGUUAUCACUACGUAAUCAAGGUCCUUUCCGUGUAG